CGUCGACCUCAACAUCAUUCCUCUCCCUCCCUCAACGCACUCGCGUAUAACUCGCAUCCUCGGCGCUUGCCCACCCGCUGACACUUCUCCCCUCGUCUCCAGAAUUGAACAAGAACCACCCGGGACAGGACAGACACUCGCCCGCUCAUUCCGCCAACUUACCUUUUCUUCAUCCCCGUAAUCCACAUCCACAAUGUCCGCCAAGUCGAUCCUCGAGGCCGACGGCAAGGCCAUCCUCAACUACCACCUCACUCGUGCUCCCGUCAUCAAGCCGAGCCCUCUCCCCGCCUCCACCACCCACAACCCCCCCACCCGCCUGGCCUCGCUGCACUUUGCUGAGGAUGCCAACGUCGGCGACAUCCUGAACCAGGCCGAGGUCACCUACCCUUGGCUCCUCCAGCCCGGCGCCAAGUUCGUCGCCAAGCCCGAUCAGUUGAUCAAGCGACGAGGGAAGAGCGGUCUCCUCUGCCUCAACAAGACCUGGCCCGAGGCCAAGGCUUGGGUUGCUGAGCGCGCCGGCAAGGAGCAGCAGGUUGAGCACGUUGCUGGUGUUCUCCGACAAUUCCUUGUCGAGCCCUUUGUUCCUCACCCCCAAGACACCGAGUACUACAUCAACAUCAACUCUGUCCGAGAUGGCGACUGGAUCCUCUUCACCCACGAGGGUGGUGUCGAUGUUGGAGAUGUCGACGCUAAGGCUGAGAAGCUUCUGAUCCCCGUUGACCUCGCCGAGUACCCCUCCAACGAGGAGAUUGCUGCCACUCUCCUCAAGAAGGUGCCCCAGGGUGUUCACAAUGUCCUCGUUGACUUCAUCACCCGCCUCUACGCCGUCUACGUCGACUGCCAGUUCACAUACCUCGAGAUCAACCCCCUGGUGGUGAUCCCCAACGAGGACAAGACCUCUGCUGAGGUUCACUUCCUGGAUCUUGCUGCCAAGCUGGACCAGACUGCCGACUUCGAGUGCGGUGUCAAGUGGGCCAUUGCCCGAUCUCCCGCUGCUCUGGGUCUUACCAACAUCGCCCCCUCCGGCGAGAAGGUCAGCAUCGAUGCUGGUCCCCCCAUGGAGUUCCCUGCCCCCUUCGGCCGUGAGCUCACUAAGGAGGAGGCUUACAUCGCCGACCUUGAUGCCAAGACUGGUGCUUCCCUGAAGCUCACCGUCCUGAACCCCAAGGGCCGCAUUUGGACCCUGGUCGCCGGUGGUGGUGCCUCGGUCGUCUACGCCGAUGCCAUCGCCUCUGUUGGCUUCGCCGACGAGCUGGCCAACUACGGUGAGUACUCCGGUGCUCCCACCGAGUCUCAGACCUACCACUACGCCCGCACUGUCCUGGACCUCCUCCUCCGCGCCCCCAAGGCCGAGAAGGGCAAGGUUCUCUUCAUCGGUGGUGGUAUUGCCAACUUCACCAACGUCGCCAGCACCUUCAAGGGUGUCAUCCGCGCUCUCCGGGACUUUGCUCCCAAGUUGAUCGAGCACAGCGUCCAGAUCUGGGUUCGUCGUGCCGGCCCCAACUACCAGGAGGGUCUCAAGAACAUGAAGGCCGCGACCCAGGAGCUGGGCCUCAACGCCAAGAUCUUCGGCCCUGAGAUGCACGUUUCUGGUAUCGUGCCCCUGGCCCUCGUCCCGGGCAAGUGGGAGGAGAGCAAGCUCCAGGAGUUCCAGGCUUAAAUGGCAUGAAAAAAUAAGCUGGGCACGCUGCAUAUUUGGUGUCCUGGCGUAGAAAGCGGGUGCAGGUGCAGAUAGGAUACCUGAGCGGUGACCAUGUGGUACUGUACUUUGCAAGAUAGAACGGGACGGGU
This is a messenger RNA of Ilyonectria robusta, 1791 nucleotides long. RefSeq lists its product as uncharacterized. The record is from RefSeq and is a predicted model, not a curated record. Gene Ontology annotation, biological process: tricarboxylic acid cycle; succinyl-CoA metabolic process. NCBI's taxonomy places the organism in Eukaryota, Fungi, Ascomycota, Sordariomycetes, Hypocreales, Nectriaceae. Gene Ontology annotation, molecular function: succinate-CoA ligase (ADP-forming) activity. The transcript is spliced from 2 exons. Gene Ontology annotation, cellular component: succinate-CoA ligase complex. The coding region runs from base 194 to 1660 and encodes 488 amino acids.